AUGGCUGCAAGAAAUCACACUGCGAGGGUCACAGAAUUCAUUCUUAUUGGGUUAACAGAUGACCCAGCAUUGCAAGUUGCUUUGUUUCUUCUAUUCUUGAUCAUCUACAUCAUCACCCUGGUGGGAAAUCUGGGGAUGAUUGUAUUAAUCAGAAUCAGUCGUCGUCUCCACCCCAUGUACUUUUUCCUUAGUAACUUGUCCUUCUUGGAUGCCUGUUGUUCGUCAGUGGUGGCACCCCAGACCUUGGCAAUCAUUGUUAAGGAGAGAAAAACCAUCUCUCUUGCUGGCUGUGCAGCACAAAUGUACUUUUUUAUAGCUCUGGGGACGACAGAGUGUUUCCUUCUGGCUGCAAUGGCCUAUGAUCGGUAUGUUGCCAUCUGUAACCCACUGCUAUAUAAAGUCAUCAUGUCCCCUAGAGUCUGUGUCCCACUGGUAGUUGGGUCCUACGUUAUUGGCCUAUUUAAUUCCAUGGUGCACACAGAUUUGACAUUCCGUUUGUCCUUCUGUGGGUCUAAUGAGAUCAAUCAUUUCUAUUGUGAUCUCACUCCUGUCUUAUCACUCUCCUGCUCUGAUACUCACAUCAAUGAAAUCCUGAUAUUUAACCUUGGGGGACUUAUUGAAUUAACCACCAUUCUGACUGUCCUGGUCUCCUACACUUACAUCCUCAGUACCAUAUUGAGAAUCCGCUCUGCUGAGGGCAGGAACAAAGCCUUUUCCACCUGUGCCUCCCAUCUGACUGUGGUCUCUAUAUUUCAUGGAGACAUUCUCUUCUUGAAUGUACGACCCAGGUCCAGCUAUUCCCUGGACACAAGCAAAGUUCUGGCAGUGUUUUACUCAGUGGUCAUUCCCAUGCUGAACCCCCUCAUCUACAGUCUGAGGAACCAGGAUGUGAAGGUUGCCUUCAAAGACAUCAUGAAGAAAAAGUUACUACCUCUGAUCUCCUAUAGGGAGGGC
Alligator mississippiensis (American alligator) is the source of this 954-nucleotide messenger RNA. RefSeq names its product olfactory receptor 5T17-like. The record is from RefSeq and is a predicted model, not a curated record. Gene Ontology annotation, molecular function: olfactory receptor activity; odorant binding; G protein-coupled receptor activity. Gene Ontology annotation, cellular component: membrane. NCBI's taxonomy places the organism in Eukaryota, Metazoa, Chordata, Crocodylia, Alligatoridae. Gene Ontology annotation, biological process: G protein-coupled receptor signaling pathway; sensory perception of smell.